This is a messenger RNA of Osmerus eperlanus (European smelt), 2576 nucleotides long. It is a transcript of the gene znf395a, whose product is annotated as zinc finger protein 395a. Gene Ontology annotation, cellular component: nucleus. NCBI's taxonomy places the organism in Eukaryota, Metazoa, Chordata, Actinopteri, Osmeriformes, Osmeridae. Bases 417 to 1817 code for a protein of 466 amino acids. The transcript is spliced from 10 exons. Gene Ontology annotation, biological process: regulation of transcription by RNA polymerase II. The record is from RefSeq and is a predicted model, not a curated record. Gene Ontology annotation, molecular function: DNA-binding transcription factor activity; RNA polymerase II cis-regulatory region sequence-specific DNA binding.
UUGACCAAUGAGCUUCGACAUCUUUGCCACAUGGUUAGGCUUGUUUACUACAAAACCUGAAAACCUGCUGGAAGACACUGUCGAAAACCCGGACAUGGAUUUUUACCACUUCACCUCAAACCUCUUCAUGUUUGAGGCUGUAUUAAACGUCACGAAUGGUGUUUCCAUAGCGUUGACGCUAUCCACUUUAUAUACAUCGAUGUGCGUAUGAGAGCUGUUGGUAGUUUGAUUGAACACACAUACUUCUGCAAGUGAACAAAUCCGUUCCACUGGUUGGAGAAAAAUCCAUUGCGUGUUUGGAUUUAACAGGCACUAUAGCCCCUUUCAGGGAGAGAACAGAGCAUUUUCAAGUUACAGCCGGUCAGAGCGAGCUGGAAGGGAAGGGGGUGUGUAGCCUAUAACAUACGAUCUCCUCCAUGUCUCUGUCGUCCUUUACUACUACCUGGCCAGAAGCAGGAGACCAGGAGAGUGGUGCUAGUGACUGUACAGAGAGACAAACGUUGCGACAGAUUGACAGACAGACAGACAUGAUACACAAAACUCGUCUAGGGAAGCGUUCUCCAAUGGGAGCACUGGUGUACCCCUCCCAGGAGGUUUCCAUGGAGUCUCAUGGGUUACACAGAGACUCUGGACCCCAGCCCCACCUCGGCAGGAUCAAGCUGCACCCAGGGCAGAAGGUGUAUGUGUUAUGUGGAGGACAGGAGUGCUGUGGGGUGGUGGAGCAGCAUAACCAUAUGGAUAACCAGGUGUCUAUCCUGCUUCCUGCUCUGGGACAGCACAUCCUGAGGAAGAUGGAAGACGUGUGGACUACCCCCUCUACUCCCCCUCCACCCCCCCCAAGCACUGUCAGCCCACCACUCACUGUCUCCUCCUGCAUAGACGUACCAAGGAGCAACCACAGCCCUGAGGCGGUGGACAUGGAUGAGAUGAUGGCAGCUCUGGUGCUCACCAGCCUCUCCUGUAGCCCAGUGCUGCAGAGUCCACCUCAGAGAGACACAGCAGGUGUGGAGUGUGGUGGAGGGGAGCUCUAUGACAGUGGCAGCAGUGGUUACUGGAGCCUGGACUGUGGCAACGGAAGUCCUGAUCCCUCUCCACCAAUGACUGAGGCUGAGGGUAGCCUGGCCAUGCCCCCUGACGAGGGAUUGGACAUGGAGCUGGAGCAGGUGCUGUUUGAUGAACCAGAACCAAGGAGACGCAGGAACUCAGUGAAGUUGGCCUACAGGUGUCUGUGGCCAAAUUGUGGAAAGGUGCUGACAUCAGUGGUGGGGAUCAAACGCCACAUUCGUACACUCCACUUGGGCCAAAGUGGUGAACAUGAGCGUUGUUCUCGCAGCGAGGAGGACUUCUACUAUACUGAAAUCCAUCAGAGAGACCCUCACCCUCUCACUCCUCCUCCACCGGUCCCCUCCAGCCCCACACUCUCCGGACCUGAAUCCCCCAGCGACGGAGGCCUCCAACCCAGCCCGCUGAGCCUGUCAGCUCCCUCUGCCUCCGGAAGCAUCUGGCAGGUCCACUCAGAACACUCCUACCAGGCCCCUGCUCCUGUCUGUGUGGUUGCCCCUAACCCCACCUCAUACUGCAAACAGGCUGGAUCAUUCCGUGUGCGCUCUGUCAGUGUCGGGGAACAGUGGCUUCAGCAGCACAGCACCUCCAUCAGGCCACACCCCGCCGGUACCUCUCCCCCACGCACGCACUGGACCUCCAGGAGGGUGCGUGGGGAGGCUAAGAAGUGUCGGAAGGUGUAUGGCAUAGAGCACCGGGACCAGUGGUGUACCGCAUGCCGCUGGAAAAAAGCCUGCCAGCGCUUUCUGGACUGAUUGCCCUUAGAGAGAGGGAUGGAGGGAAGGAGAGGGGGAUGUGGAUGAGGAGACAGGAAGAUAGACUAUAACAGAGGAGGGUUCACCUCCUUAAUAAACACUGAGGAGAUGAUACCUGGAGUCAACCAGCAGAGCACCAGUGUAUGUGUUGGUGUCUCUUUUUAACUUGUACCUUUGUACAUUUUGUGAUGUUUUUUUAUGGUUGGGGGGGUUCCUAAAGUGUAAUUGUGUAUUUUGUGUAUGUCUUGAAAUUUGUGCCGGUGCUGGCGUUGAACAGGGAGAGGGCAGCUGUAAUCAAAUAUGAUCUUUAAGAGCAGCUAACAGCACCCUAUCCCUCAGUUUAUCUGACUGAAAUUAUUUCAGAGGAAAUGAGCCAUGCCAUUUGUCCUCUGUGACCUCUGACUGAACAAUUGGGGUCUGUUGUCUUUUCAAAUUAUGUUAUCGAUUCCAUUUCCUGAUAAAUGCCUUUUCGCACUGAUAGGAAGUUAUAUUCCCUGAUUCCGCUAUAUAGGUUUCUGUCAACCAGUUAAUGGUCAACAUGUCUGAACACUCAGAACUGGACAAACGUCAUUUGAUGAUAAGUGUAUAUUUGGACCAUCCUAGUUUCUGGAUUACAUAAAUACAUGUGUUUCUCCCUUCAAAACUGCAUGUAGCUUUUUGAUGAAAUUAACGUUUUCGUUUGGGAACAAAAAACAUGUUUUGUAUGUGUAUUUUGUGCGUUUUUGUAUGUUAUAAAGUUGUCUUUGUGUUGCCGCUGUU